This is a messenger RNA of Polypterus senegalus (gray bichir), 4903 nucleotides long. RefSeq names its product neurotensin (gene nts). The transcript has 4 exons. Gene Ontology annotation, cellular component: extracellular region. The record is from RefSeq and is a predicted model, not a curated record. Lineage: Eukaryota; Metazoa; Chordata; Cladistia; Polypteriformes; Polypteridae. Bases 96 to 584 code for a protein of 162 amino acids. Gene Ontology annotation, molecular function: neuropeptide hormone activity.
AAGACUGUGAUAUAGGAAGCAGUGAAACUGUUUGGUUCUUUCUGCCUCUUUGUUUCCAUAUGGACUCAAGCAUUUUCUAGACUGAUAAUUACAAGAUGAGAAUUCAGCUUAUUUGCUUGGUGCUCCUUUUUGUGACCUAUGAUGGAGUACAUUCAGAUCCUAAUCAGGAAAUGAAUGCAUUAGAAGCAGAUUUACUGAACAGCUUUUACACAUCAAAGGUAAAUAAUGAAGGAAUACCAUACUGGAAGCUGACAUUACUUAUCAUGUGUAGACUUAUACAUAACCAAGGAGAAGAUGCGUGGAACAGCGGUGAAGAAGGGUUCACAUCCAGCGAACAUGCUUCAACAUUUCCAGAUAACUUGGACACCAAGGAUACAGCUUAUCAACUACAAAAAAUCUGUAGUGGUAGAGCAUUGCAGACGAGGGAGUUGAUCCAGAAAACCCAGGAAUUCCUGGAUGAGGAUAAUUCCAUUUACAAGAAUGAAGGAUACCUGAAGAGAAAAUCACCAUUCAUUUUAAAAAGACAGCUACAUGUGAACAAACCAAGAAGGCCUUACAUUCUCAAGCGAAGUACACUCUAUUGAGCCUAUUCUACUGGAUGGAGAGAAAGAGAGGGACAUUAUACAUUUUGUGAAUAUGUGGCUGUAUCGUUUUUGUCUGUGGUACAUAUCAUUUGUUUUGUGUUUGCUGGAGCACUUAUAAAAAAAACAUGUAAUCAUUUAACCUCCAAUAUUGUUUUUCUAAAUAAACCUCUUGGCAUUAAUUAUAUCUUGUUAUCAUUAUUAGGAUAAAAAAAUAAUGAUUUUUCAUUUACAUUCUUGGUAUGAAAUGUGAAGUGUAUGACUGUCAUUAAACUGAAAUUAUUGGUAAUCCGUUCCCAUUAUGCUGCAGCUCAAUUAAAAGAUUACGUGUGGAUAUUUUGAAAUUAUGCAGCUGGCUAGUCAUACCACAAAUUUCGUUAUAAUGAGAUGAGCUAUGGGUCCUUAUCUGAUAUAAUUACAUUUUAAGGGAUCCCUCAAACCCACAUUGUCUAGCAAUAGUUUUAUUUUAUUAAAAGUGUGUGUAUAUACUAAAACUUGUCAUUAAUCUGUCUAAAUUUAAUGAUUAAGGAAAGCAAACACUUUUGUAAAUCACAUUACAUAAAUCAACAAAUCUUAAUAUCAAACUCAUCUAAAAUCAUAUUUUUAAUACCUAUAUGCAGCAUAUGUUCAGCAUAAAUUGUUUUUCAGUUUUUAUUCUGUGCUCUGAAACAACCCUAGGAGCUUGAUAACUUUUCCAAUUUGAUGGAGCAGAUCUCAAUCUAUUGUUUAGUGAAAAACCCCACUGCCAUAUUGCACCUUUGAGUUUGUGCUGCAGUGCUCCCCUUUAAAUGCUCAGCAGAAAAGACAGAGAGAGAAGAACAUGUGGUUUUGCUGAGGAUCGCUGAAAAAUACAGUGUGUACACUAUUUAUGACUUGGUUUUAAAGUGAUGUGAUUUUAUUUAUUCAAAAAUAUAGUACAUAAUAAACAUUUGAUGGUUAAAUCACUGAUUGUUUGCUGCUCUAGCCAUGAAAGAUAUGAUUUGUUGAAGUUUCAUUUUGGUAAUGGCCUAGAAAUUUAAAUUCACAUUUAAAUAUCCACACAACAUAUUCACCGCAAUACAUGUGUUUCCAGUCCAGAUUCUUGUUUUUUAGGAAAGUCUGCACAUUCUGAAUUAGCCAAAGAUAAGCAUAAGUGGAACAUGGAACUUACAUAUAGUCAUUAUUGCGACUGCACAAACAGAACUUGUCUUUAUUAGAAAGUAGUAAUCCAAAUGUCAUCUUUUAUUUGCUGUUCUUAAAUAAAUGAAAAAAACUAGUUAAAUAUACAUUCUUCAAUGUACACAAUUAAUGAAUUUAGUGUUGUUCAGAUAGUAAAAUAUGUACAUGUAUGUAUAAUAUUCUGAAAUUAACGUGCAGAAGGACAUUGGCUAGUGCCCCGUUCAUACUCUGUGGAGUUCUCUUUAAGCUUGUGUGAUUUUAUUUCUUUUAAUCCUGUUUUCACUCACAUCCAAAUGACUAUGCAUGUUACUUUUAUUAUUAACUCCAACUCCACAACAGCUCUGUCUGAGUAAAUGUUGCUUACCAUGGAAUGGCAUGCCAUCUGUAGUUUUCAAUGCAGUAGGGCAAAUAUUUUAAUGGAAAAGGCAUAUUCACCUUUCACAAACCCAUUACAUAAAAUGGUACUUUAAAAUGUGUGCCUUUUCAUGCAGAUGAAUGGACACACAGGAAAAAUUCAAAGGCUUUUGUCUACUCAUGACAUUCUAGAUAGUAAGGAUUUUUAGGAGCUGAGUGGUGGUACACAAGUUAGUUCUGUUCCCUUGCACCUCCAGAGCCUUGGAAGUACUAUCUGUAUGGACUUCAUACAUUCUGCUGUGCAUCUGUGGAUUUUCUACAGGGUACAAUGAUUUCCACAUGUACUCAAAAUGUGUAUAUUCAAUGGAUGAGUGAUUUGGUAUCUGGGUGUGUACAUGAGUAUAUGUCUUGUAAUGGGCUGACCACCCUUGCAGUGUUGGUUCCUGUCUUGUACCCAAUCAUGACAGAAUUGGUUCUGGCUCUCAGUUUGCCUAUAUUAGUCUAAUCUGCUUCAAAAAAAUGCUGUUUAUAUGCCACCAUUCAGUUCACCAUGAACUUUCUUAAUCCACUUGUGAAACUGAGCUGAAGCCUAUUCUGGCAACAUCAAACAAAAGACAGAGAGCAGUUUUUCAGAAAGCGAUGAAAGAAAAAAAUGAUAUAAUACCUCAAAGGUAAAGUAACCAUGCAAGAUGUGCACGAAUAAACUUGCUCAUUUUAUAACUAAACAACAGAGGUCAGGAUUGCUGAAUAAAAUGUAAUUGAUGUCAUAUUCACAUAUUCAUUGUGUGAUCAUUGUUGAUUACUCGCAAUGGUUCCACUCUACAGUACUUUUCUAUUUGCAUAACAUCACACGUCAUCAAUUUCAGUUUAACUGUCUGUUCCUCUUAGAUAAAGGUUUCUCUAGUACUGGGGUGUUGUACCAUGUUAGCCAUUAUGGAUGUAGUGACAAGUUAAGCAAAAGCUUGCAUAUUGGAAUCUUUCUAGUUAGCCAAUAAAAGGUGUCAUUUUGCUUAACUUCUCACAACAAAGGUUUCGAAACAGGAGAGUGCACUAUAAACCAUUAAAACUCAGCUAUUCUGCAUCUUGUGUAACCCUCUCAGCUCAGUGUGUGCAUUGCUAACUUUGUCCUAAACUUCCUUUACAACCUAGCUAGCAACAAUCUCCUUGACAUGGAGAAAGAGAUAAUUUAGGAUAACAUUAUAAUAAGCGAAACUGUAACCAUUGCUUUUUUCAAGAAGGAUGUUUCUGACAAAUAAAUACCCUUCUUGUCAUAUUAUUUCUUUAAUUUGUAAUGACAGAAUUAUGAAGUUUUGGCCAGUCAUAUAAAAGAUCUUCCUCCAUACGUUGGUUGACUAAUUUGCCAUAUGUUAUAUACUUAAAAACAAUAUUUUAUAACCUUGCAGUUUCUUUCAAGCACCAUUAUUGUCAGGUCAGCCCCACAAUAGUAUGACCCCUAGUGAAUUACUUUAUCUACAAGUGCAACAGUUGUAAAAAAUAUUAGGCAAUCAAUUGCCAUGAUCUUUAAAGGUAACUAGCGACAGUGAUCUCUAUAUAAAAAUAGCUCUUUAUAAAAAAAAAGGUUGUUUAGUUGAAUUAAGAAACCGUUGUUAACUAAUUAACUGGGGAUAGGUCAAGAUUGUCUAAAAUAUUGUGACAACAGUUUGUAAAGGUGAAAAAUUCUGCAUAUAGAUCAUUAAAUAAAUUGCCCAGGAAUGAGGACAAACUCUGUAGUGGUGGCUAAUAAGGAAAACAUGUUUGUGUUUCAACUAUGUAGAGGAUAGUGUGAUGCUCAGUAUUGCGUAUGAAAUUUGGAAUAAACACAGAAAUUGAACAUGUAUAUCAUGACCAGUUUGACAUCAGUACCUUAAACAGCAUUUUUACUUGCUUGUUUAACUCUUUGUAUUAUCUGCUUACAUGUCCUGAUCACGUCUGGUUAGUAUGCCCUUAUGCAAAUGGGUGCAAAACGUUUAACACCGCUAAGAAAAUUUCAUGAUGAAUAUCAAUCUUUCUUGUGAAGUCCAAUGGUAUUUUCACCUGUUCAUCCAUUUUCUUAUCCUAUUAUCGGAUGCUAGAGCAGCAUUAAUCACAAGGCACAUACCAGUCUUUACAUCCAUCACAAGCAGUAGCCCCAUCAACCGCUGUGGCCCUGCAUACUAUUUUCACAAAGGUACAUUUUUCUAGAAAUUGGGGUACAUGAACUAUAAUUUAAUCAAGUUCCGUAGAGUUACACACCAGAGUAGAUACGGGAACUAAAAUUCGCACAACCACGGUACUCUGCAACAAGACCAUGUUGACAUGCCACUAUGGUAAACAAGUGCUGGGCUAAACCAAAAAUGUCUUUAACAUUAAAGAGAACCUUCCUACAUAUGAGAAAAUUUAGACUGUGACUUUUUGUGAUUUAUGGGUUAAAUCUUUAUCUCUAUACAGGAAACACAUGUACUGUAUUAACCCUGAUGAAACACUGAAUUAGCUUAACUGAUCGUUUUCAAAGUACUAUACACACUAUAUAUGUUAAUGUCAUUACUUUGUAUGUAAUAUAUUAUUUCAUAUUAUUAAAUUUGGAAUUUAAUACACACACUACUGGUUGAUGGACACUAGCUGUUGUCACUGCAUAUGAUUUCUUUCUUUAUGCUUCUGAUAUUAAAAACAAUGUGAGAUCUGUUGAAAGACUGGUAUAUUAUCGCUGCAGAUGAUACUGAAUAAAAAAUAUCAAAUGUACUCUGUGUAAAAUAUACUAUUGUGUUUUGAUUACAUGUCUAAGGCUGUGAUGUUGAAAUGUUUUUGAAUAAAACACAUACAUGCUGAUUAAG